Messenger RNA from Rhinolophus ferrumequinum (greater horseshoe bat), 2545 nucleotides. RefSeq names its product kelch repeat and BTB domain containing 12 (gene KBTBD12). Bases 468 to 2339 code for a protein of 623 amino acids. The record is from RefSeq and is a predicted model, not a curated record. The transcript is spliced from 7 exons. Lineage: Eukaryota; Metazoa; Chordata; Mammalia; Chiroptera; Rhinolophidae. Gene Ontology annotation, molecular function: protein binding.
UGGAGAGUCUCAGUCUGGAACCAGCACCGGAAGGCCCUGCAAAGGCCCAGAGCGGUUCCCGGAGCUUGUGCUACAAGGUUCCCCCACCCGCACCCCCGCCUGGGUGCGAAGAGCAAGCACCUGUCUCCUCGGGGUUGCUGCCAGCGCCCUCUCUUGAGCCGUCUAUUUAUGUACCGCUGGGCGGCCCAGACCCGUAUUAGGCAGUGCUGAUCAGUCAGCCCCACCCCCACACCCCCGCAUCCCGCGGACCCUGCGCCCUCCUGACACUGGAGCGUUGGAAGUGUCACCAGGCCCGGUCGCCGGUGGCCCCUGCGGAGCGAGCAGGGCCUUGCUCAAGGCGGGGGGGCAGCACUCGGAAUGUUCUAAGACAUCUCGGUUGCUUUGUGAGUAAUCAGAAAUGCAAAUAGCCCCUCAAGAAUCAAGCUAAAUUUAAAGAAGACUUACUUAGAAACACUGGAUGGUGAAUCAUGGAGUGCAAGAUUGAGGGAAAAGAAAAAUACCAACACAGCUUGAAUUUACUGAAUAAAGUUAAGAACAUGAAAGAAUUAGCAGAAAUGAUUGAUGUAGUACUCAUAGCAGAAGGAGAGAAAUUUCCUUGCCACAGACUGGUCCUGGCUGCUUUUAGUCCUUAUUUCAAAGCUAUGUUUACUUGUGGACUACUUGAAUGUAAUCAAAGGGAAGUCAUACUUUAUGACAUCACAGCAGAAGGUGUGUCAGUUAUAUUAAAUUACAUGUAUAAUGCAGCUUUGGAGAUCAAUAAUGCCAAUGUACAGACUGUAACUAUGGCUGCCUAUUUUAUGCAGAUAGAAGAAGUCUUUAGUGUGUGUCAAAAAUAUAUGAUGGACCACAUGGAUGCCUCCAACUGUAUAGGUAUCCAUUAUUUUGCACAGCAGAUUGGAGCUGAAGAUUUAUCUGAUCAAUCAAAGAAAUAUUUAUAUCAGCACUUUGCUGAGGUGAGCUUACAUGAAGAAAUACUAGAAAUUGAAGUGCACCAAUUUCUGACGCUUAUUAAAUCUGAUGACCUUAACAUAUCCAGAGAGGAGAGCAUUCUGGACUUAGUUCUAAGAUGGGUAAAUCAUAACGAAGAAUUGCGCAAAGAGCAUCUUGCUGAGCUUUUGAAACAAGUCAGAUUGGAACUUAUAAAUCCUUCUUUUUUAAGACAAGCCCUAAAAAGGAACACAAUGCUUCUAUGUGAUGCAAAUUGCAUUGACAUAAUUCAAAAUACAUUCAAAGCCUUCAAGACACCCCAUCAACACCCUCUAAAUCUUCGUUAUGGCAUGGAGACUACUAGUCUUUUGCUUUGCAUUGGCACCAAUACUUCAGGAAUCAGGUCAAGACAUAGGAACUAUGGGGAUGCCAGUUUUUGUUAUGAUCCUGCAUCACAGAAGACCUACUUUGUCUCAUCUCCCAAGUAUGGGGAGGGUUUAGGAACCGUGUGCACUGGUGUUGUCAUGGAAAACAAUGCUAUAAUUGUGGCUGGAGAAGCAAGUGCUUCUAAACUCGCUAGACAAAAGAACAAGAAUGUUGAAAUCUAUAGGUAUCAUGAUAGAGGAAACCAGUCUUGGGAAAAGUUAUGCACAACUGAAUUUCGAGAGCUCUAUGCUCUGGGCAGUGUUCAUAAUGACCUCUAUGUUAUAGGAGGACAGAUGAAAAUUAAAAACCAGUAUCUUAUUACAAACUGUGUUGAUAAGUAUUCUGUAGAAUGGGACAAUUGGAAAAGGGUGUCUCCCCUCCCAGUACAAUUGGCGUGUCAUGCUGUAGUGACAGUGAAUAAUAAACUUCAUGUGAUUGGAGGCUGGACCCCUCAGAUGGAUCUUCCUGAUGAAGAACCAGAUCGUUUAAGCAACAAACUGUUGCAGUAUGACCCCAGCCAAGAUCAAUGGACAGAGCGGGCGCCCAUGAAGUACUCUAAGUACCGAUUCAGCACAGCUGUAGUCAACAGUGAAAUUUAUGUUUUGGGUGGAAUUGGCUGCAUGGGUCGAGACAAGGGCCAGGUUCGAAAGUGCCUUGAUGUGGUGGAAAUCUAUAAUCCUGAUGGGGACUUUUGGAGAGAGGGCCCACCUAUGCCAAGUCCCCUGCUCUCUCUUCGAACCAAUUCUACCAAUGCAGGAGUAGUGGAUGGGAAGCUGUAUGUCUGUGGAGGAUUCCGUGGAGCAGAUCGCCAUGAAGUUAUCUCCAAAGAAAUAUUGGAACUGGACCCAUGGGAAAACCAGUGGAGUGUUGUAGCCAUCGAUGUCCUCAUGCAUGACAGCUAUGAUGUCUGCCUAGUGGCCAGGAUGAAUCCCCGAGACCUCAUCCCCCCACCUUUAGAUUUGGUGGAAGAAGGCAAAGAGCACUGAGGAUUGUUUGACACUGAGCAAUGGAACACAAGAGGGAAGUGAUUUGGAUGUUGAAGCUGACAAAAGACUGCAGCUAUCAGACACACCUGGUUCAGUUUGUGUUUAUCAAAAAAACAUCAUUGUUCUCACUGAUUGACUUUAUAAUGGGGAAAUGCUUUAAAUUUGAACUUAUAAAAUAAAAUUUUACUAAUAAAAGAUCACUUUCA